AUGGCGUACCAGGUCAGCGAUUCCCUGUACGAAAACCACAGACGCCACCUCCCAGGGCCUUUCCUGUUUACGCUAGCCAGUGCAUGGUCCGGUUCACUGUGCAUGGGAGCAACGCUGGGGUACACAUCUCCAGUCGCCACGAACGACUGGAUCGCGCCAGAGGAAGACGGCCCCGCUAUACAGUCUGCAACUAGCUCAACCUGGUUCAGCUUUCUGCUGCCGAUUGGUGCUGUCUUCGGCAGUGGGCUGGGCGCUCUCACCAGUCAAGUCAUGGGACGCCGCUUCGCGCUGUUUCUCAGCGCCCUGGUGUACAUGGUGGGAUACGCGACCAUCUUUGCGAACACCGCCUUCUUCACGGUCCUGUUCGGUCGCUUCGUGACGGGAGUGGCUACGGGAAUCGUCUCCCUCUGCGUGCCCACCUACAUCGCGGAGGUCUCCUUGCCUGCUCAGCGAGGAUCUAUGGGUGGCGUGCUCCAGCUGGCCAUCACCGUCGGUAUCCUCUACUCUUACGUACUGGGGCGGUUCUUGGAGUGGCAGCUGCUCGCCGUAGCGGGCUUCGCCGGUGCCAUCCUGUUGGCGGUUCUCAACCAGUACUCGGUGGAGUCUCCACGCUGGCUAAUUCUCAGCGGCCGCAGGAUGGACGCCGUGGAGGCGCUGUGGAAGUUGCGUGGCACCAGCGGCAAGGUGGACGAAGAGUGUCAUGCCAUUGAGCAGGUGUUCGCACGUGCUCCUACGCGCUUGUCCCACGUGCUGCUGGCCGCGCAUGCGCACUUCAUCCAGCAGUUCUCGGGCAUCAACAUGAUCAUCUUCUACGCGAGUUCUCUGUUCGCCGACAGCGGUAUCUCCAUCAGCGCCGCGGACUGCUCCAUCAUCGUCGCCAGCCUACAGGCACGCCACGUGCACACCUUGGCUGUGGCUGUCACCAUGGUGGUGGUGUCACUCAUGGACGUGGUGGGUCGGCGGCGUCUCCUGCUCUUCUCCUGCCUGACGUGCGUCUCGGCCAUGGCCACCAUCGCGGCGAUCUAUCCAGUGUCGGGCGGCGAAGCGCAGCCACCGGGCGCAUCACUCGUCCAGCGCUUGCCCAUUCUCUUAUUGGGACUCUACAUCAUGGGCUACUCGCUCGGGCUUGGUCCCGUGGUCUGGAUACUCGGCGCCGAGCUCGUGUGCUGCCGGGACCGCGGCAUGUACCUUGCCGGCGUGUGCGCUUUUAACUGGGCCUGCGUCCUCUUGGUCACGUGGUUCUUCACGAGCGUGCGAGACACCAUCCAGCUGACCGGACUGGCCUCGUUCUUCUGCAUGGUCACCAUAGUGGGCGCCUUUCUCUUGAUGCUGUUCAUGCCCGAGACCCAAGGACAGAGUCUCGAGCAGAUCCUUCUGGGCAAUUUCAGACAGCCGGAGGCCGCCUCUGGACACUCGCCCAAGUAUUUUCUUUGGAAGAGGAUGUAG
Messenger RNA from Rhipicephalus sanguineus (brown dog tick), 1446 nucleotides. Its product is annotated as solute carrier family 2, facilitated glucose transporter member 8-like. Lineage: Eukaryota; Metazoa; Arthropoda; Arachnida; Ixodida; Ixodidae. The record is from RefSeq and is a predicted model, not a curated record. Gene Ontology annotation, biological process: transmembrane transport. Bases 1 to 1446 code for a protein of 481 amino acids. The transcript has 6 exons. Gene Ontology annotation, cellular component: membrane. Gene Ontology annotation, molecular function: transmembrane transporter activity.